AUGUCAACGCCGGCUAAAAGCUCACCUAAGGAUGCUCAGGUUAUGUCAGCUAUAUUGAAGGAUAUGGGGGUGCUUGAAUCAGAGCCUCGAUUAAUAAAUCAAAUGUUGGAAUUCACAUAUAGUAAGUAUUAGUUAGGUCAGGUUGUCAAUAAUUAUGAGAAGUAAGCGUCCUAGUUUACUAGUCAGAAAUGAAGACAACUGUAUUAUUAUUAUUGUAGUAUAGUAGUAGCUAUAAAUAAUAUGAAACUUUGUAGAAGUGUUAAACAUUGUACUAUCAACAUCUUUCUAGCUUUAAAAAUUAAAAAAACUUAAAUGUACUACAGUUGAACCCGUUAAUCUCGACCUCGGUUAACUUGCCACUGUUCUGUCGACGUUUUUGAAGUGGAACCGCCAAAUUCUCUCUUUGUCUUAGCAUUUUCUCCUUGGUUAUGUGGAUUCUUUUGUGUCGCCGAACCCUGAUAUUUCGAGCACAGAAGGCGGCCAAGUUUGCCACUUAACCUCGGUUAUCUCAAUCCCCAUGACCAAUCUCCAGCUUUUGAACUCCGCAAGAAGAAAUAGCAAACAACAAAUAAACAAGUUUUUCAUAAUUAAAAAUAAUUAUUUAUUUCUCAAAAUACAGGAAUUUAGUUUUAGAAUGAACUUAGAAGUAAUUUAAAUAAAUAUGUUUUAAUUUGAGGUUUAAAAACCCGGUAGAGUCCAUAUUUUAAAUGAUCAUAAUUUGCAGUGUGCAAAACGUUGUCAUGGGCAGCCAUUCACGGUCACUUGCAUAAUCAUAAUGGCUACGUCGUGUUACUACGUCAGAGUUUCAUUCAUAAGACUUUGCCUUGUUGUGCAAAAGCUAUUAAACUUAAACCAUUGGUUAGGGAAAGCUUUAAUUAAAUAGUCAUGUGCCAAAGUUGAAAGUUCAAAAUAAGUAGCCCCUAAAAAGUAUUUUAGUAAUAAGGGGAUGCAUUGACUUACAUAAACUAUAUAGUAUAGUCAUUGCGCAAGACACGAUCAGCAGAAUUAGGUCACAAAAUGUGGAGGCUUCGUCAAUAGUAGAAAAUACCAAAUGAUAAAUGAGCUCGGACUUUAAAAAUUUGUAGCUCAAAACUUACUUUAGUUAAAAAGUUGAUCCUGAUUUCAUUUUUUUUAGUUUAAAAUUUGCUCUCAAUAACUAUAAUAUUAAAAAAAUAAUAUUUUUUUUUUACUGAAGUACCUGCAUUUAUAAUGCAGAUCAUGUACAUAAAGAAAUUUCAAGCACAUGUUAAUAUAUUGUUGCCAUAUUGGUUUUUGGUUAUCUCAAUCAUCGGUUAUCUUGGGGCUUUUUUGGCAAACCCUGAGGCUGUCGACAUAACUGGGUUGUACUUUAUUUAAAAAAUUAUAUUUUAAUGUUAAUAAUUUUUUUUAAUGAGUUUAAAAAAAACAAAUACUCAUGGUUUAAAGUACUGAACAAUAAAAGUGUAAAAUAAUUUAAUAAAUGGGGCAAAUUAACAGUAAAAAUAAUAUUAUGAACACAAAAUUAAGGACUAGAUAAACCAAGAUAUACUUAGAUUUUCAAAAUAUCAAUUAUCAUUAUAAUUUAAAAAAAAUAAGACCAAACGUAAUUUGUUUUAAAAUAUGAAAUAUUAUAGAGAAAAUUUCACAAAAGAAAAGUUAUGCUGUAAUUUGAAAGGGAGCAAUAUCUGAUAAAAUAUUAGUUAAUAUUUCUAUUAUUGUAAAGAUAAUACAAUAAAUCCAUCCCUGUGGCACUACAGCCCGUGUAGGGCUUUGACCUGCCUUACCACUUCCUUCCACUCAGACCUAACUAAUGCCUUUCUUCUCCAUGCUUGGAUUUUCAGCUGCUGUAGAUCUUUUUCCACAUCAUCCACCUAAGCCUAGGUCUGCCUUUGAGCCUUUUUCCUCUGGGGUAUUGGUGAUGCACCCUCUUCGUUCCUCUGUCAUUUGGCAUUCUCUCUAGGUGUCCUGCCCAGCGUAGCCUCUUUUUAUUUCUGCUACUAUCGUGGGACUGUAUAAUUCAUGAUUGUUUUGUAUUCUCCAUCCAUAUUCAUCUUUUGUUGGCCCAUGUAUUUUCCUGAGAACUUUCCUCUCCCAUGUGUUUAAUAGGUUUUCUGCUGUUUUUGUUAGGGUCCAAAUUUCAUUUCCAUAUGUUACAACUGGUCUGAUUACAGUUUUAUAAAUAGUUUUCUUUGUUUUUCUUGUAAUGUUUUUACUUUUGAGUAUUUUCUGACUACUGAAGUAUGCACUGUUUCCGGCUGAUAUUCUUUCUUUUAUUUCUGUUAGUAAUUCGUUUCUUUCAUUUAACAAGGAUCCUAGGUAUUUGAAUUGGUUUACUUUUUCAAAAGAUUUGUUUCUAAUUUUAAUUGUUUUAUCUGUUUGUUCUUCUCUUAUAAUGGUCAUGUAUUUUGUUUUUUGGUGUUAACUUCUAGCCCUGCUUUAAUUCACUAAAGGAUUUUAAUAUGUCUUUAAUACUUUUCCCUAGAAGUGCUAUGUCAUCGGCAUAUGCAAGAUUCGGAAGUUGUUGGUUGUAGAGUGUGCCCGUUGGUUGUGGGUCUUGGAUUUCCGUCAGAAAGUAUCCUGUUAUCGUUCCUCGAGUGUCAAUGUGUGUUUCUAAUAACUCUCUCUAAUGUUAGGUUAAAGAGCAUACAAGACAGUGAGUCUCCCUGUCUUAGGCCUCGUCUAAUUUGAAAUUUCCUUGAAUAUUCUCCUUGAAUCUUGAUUUUGUUUUUUGAGUUGUUUAGUAUUACAUGUAUUAGUCUUGUCAGUUUGUUGGGUAUCCCAAACUCCUGCAGAGUUGGAGCAUUUACAUUUAUGAAUGUUAUAUUGAACAUUUUUCCUCGCACCCGCAAAGAACACAAUCUUUCGUUUUCUGGUUUGAAGUCUAUGACUGCACUCACUGCUUCUUUUUUCACGGCAAAUCCUGUUCCUAGUGUGUUGGUGUUGUUACCACUAUAAAAUAUGGUGUAUUCUUUUGUUUUGAGGAUGUAUGAUUUUUUUCAUAGAAUUUCUUGCAAUGCUGCAAUAGAUAUUUUAUAUUUGACCAGCUGAUUUACAAUGUUGGCUAAGACUCCUGCUCUAAACAGGCUUAGUAUAUUCCAAGUCGCAAUACAAAAAUCAUGUCCAUAUCCAUGCAUAGGUCGAUUUCCAUUGGUAUCAGUCCGGGUUUUAUUCUGUUGUUAACCCUGCGCACAGCAGUCUUGGGGGUUGCCCCUUACAGCUCUCUGGAUAGCUGCCUUAGUUUUUGGGUAAGGUUCCUUAGCCUUUGUGGAUCCCUCCACUUCCUACAAGGCAGUAGGUUCUGAUUUUGGUCCGCCCCAGGUAUUUUAUUUCCCUGGUACCCUCCAUAUCUGGUGGGCUUUCCCCUAAAGGCCACCUGGGGAGGCGCUCUCCGCAAAAGUAUCUCCGCAUGAGUAAUACAAUAAAACCCAAUAUUAAUAAAGAGGGAACUUGAUUGCUUCAAGCAUUAUACAUAUCUUGGGCUUUCAACUUGUCAUAAAUAAUACUGUUUCUGGUUUAUCACUUUCUGGAAUUUUUUUCUAUUACGGAUACCCGUUCUGGACAAAAAUAACCUUGUUAUGAACAUUUCAGAGACAUGAAAUUUUUUUUAUAUAUCAAAGUAAAAAAGAGAUGUUGAUGUCAAUUUAUUUUGAUCCCCCCCCCCUCCCCUUCUAUUAAAACAUAAAACGUUUUUCAACAACACCACCCCCCCCCCCCCCCCCCCCCCCCCCCCCCCUUUUGUUUUGCUUUAAUUUAUGGAAGGCCCCUUCCUUAAAACUUUGGGGCUGUUUUUUUUUUUUUUUUUUUUUUUUUUUUUUUUUUUUUUUUUUUUUUUUUUUUUUUUUUUUUUUUUUACAUUUUUAUUUACGUUUUUUGAUUUUGAAUUUCGAUACAUUUUGCACCCUCUUUGUACCCUUACUACAUUUUCUGCCAAUAUCCUGCCUUGUCACUGCUACUUGUUGAAUCAAUGAAAGAAUCUUAUCUUAUUACUCAUGAUAGGCACUUUGAAACCAGUGCUCUCAUUAACACUAUGAGUGCUAAAUGAUUAACUCUCAUUUUGCUGUUGUGGAUCAAAAGGAUGGCUAUUAAUAAAAUAAUGCUAGCAGUAUGAGUGAUGUGGGAUCAAUCAAUUUUAGUAGUUUAUAAAUUAAAAAUAAUCAAAAAUUUCUCAUUGUCAACCUUCAUUAUAAUUUUCUACAGGGUAUGUAACCGACAUACUAGAAGAAGCCAAAGUUUACUCCAAUCAUGCAAACAGAAAGUCUGUGGACACUGAUGAUGUUAAGUUAGCAGUACAGAUGAAGAUGGACCAUUCCUUUACCACUCCACCACCCCGAGACGUAAGUCAGUGCAGCAUUAAACCUGCACGUUGUAAAUUAUUGAUGGGGUGGGGAAAAUGAAGGAAAAGAAACCUAAGUAUUCAGAAUUUGUAGAGAGUUUGGAUAAAACCUUUUAAUUUAUACAUUUCAUUUUACUCACUGGUCUUUAAGACUAUGUCCAUGAAAAGCAAUUCUUAUCAAUUAGUUUUUUUCUAAAGGGUCAGGCUUCUGUCCCCCACCAUGUGGUGAACUAGUUUGUUGUGAAUGUUGGGUAGGGGGAGUCGUGAAUCGUGAGAGUGUUUUGUGAGUUGUUGAUCGUGAAGUUAGUCCGUGGUGUGGAACGUUUGCGUAGGCUGAGUUGUUUGUGUGGUAUUAUAAAAGGGAUGUGCGUUAGCUAGAGGUCAGAGAAGAAAGGUAGAAGAGCAAGAGAAUUGUUAGUUGUCGAAAGUUAUCAGUUAAGAGUUAGUCAGUAGCGAUAGGAGCGAGUGGAUAAUUGGUAGUUAGACUGAUGUGUGUUCCACACGCCAUAACGUAUAUUGUCAAUUGAAUAGCUGUAUCCUGUUUUGUGAAAUAAUAAUAAAAUAUUAUAUAUUGUUACACUGGACCUUGUGUUUUAUUUGAGAGAUUCAUACACCCUAGACAACGCAAGAGGGCCGUAACAUUUCAAGUAUAACAAAGGUCGUAACACACCAGUAAUUUAGUUUGUUAAAUGUUUUUUGCCUAUUAACUGUUAGAAUUUAAAAAUAUUUUUUUACUAUUUGUUGCUGUGAAUAUUAGUUUAGUAGGCUCUUGGAAAUACUUGAUUUUUUUUUUCAAUGAGUUUUCCAAUUAAAAUUUUUUAUGUUUUUUCAUUGGACAUCCAUAUUUGUAGCAUAAAAUAACGCCCAGUAUUACACAUCAUCUAAGUCAAAUAUUUUUUUUUCUUAACUCGCCAAAUUAAGAAGACUUGUUAUGAAUAUUAAAAUUUACGGGGAUUAAAUCAUCAUUAAUUUGUCAAAAUCCCAAAUUUAAACAAAGUUAAAAGCAGUGGUUCCAAAACUAUUUUGUAUAAAGAUGUUUUGUUUCCACCAACAACAAAAUUACUUCAAUAUAUUUAAUUAGGCAACUGAUUUUUCCAUAUGCUUUUUUUUUUAUACCAAUAACCCGUUAUCUAUUUGUUUGAAACAAAUAUGUUACAGCUGAUAAUCCUUUUUCAAAAGCUAAUGUAGUGGAGAGUUUGUUAAAUAAAUGUUCCUGGUUGUAAGCUUUGUAAACCAUAUCAAAUACGGUAUGGUACUUCUACAUUUGAAUCUGAAAAUCCUCCUAUUGAUAUCAGAUAUGGAGAUGGAAAAUUUUGAAAGUUGCCACAAGCUGAGUCAAUUUCUUAAAAGUCAGGUUUGGGAAGUAAUGAUUUGUUUUUUCUACUAAAUAUUGUUAUAAUGCUCUGCAGGGAGCUCAAUUACAGUUCUUCUUUGGAAUGAAGGAGUUUUGAAUGGGUUGAAUGUGUUAUGAUACUGUUAAUCUUGUGUCUUUAUCAUGUGGAACAGAGUUUAUAUGCAGUUUUUGGACAUUGAAGGCAUCAACCAACAAAUAUUCACACCUACCUUUUGGAGACAAAGGAUCCGACAUCUUGUAAACAAAUGGCAGAUCAAAACAAAACACAGAAGCCAAGGCUAAAGAUAGAUUACCAGAUUGUGUCAAAACAAUUAAAUAAUAAUAAUAAUAACAAAAUUCAAAUUACCAAUCUGGAUUUCUGUUUCCUAUUGAUACUGCACAAAUUUUAUUUAAUCGCAAGAUUAAAAAAAAUAAAAUAAAAUGAUGGAUCUGCAUUUCAGAUGCUCAUGGACAUUGCAAGACAGAAAAACUGCCAGCCUCUGCCGCUUGUUAAGCCUUACUGUGGUCCGAGAUUACCUCCUGACAGAUAUUGUCUGACAGCGCCCAACUACAAACUGAAGACUUUGAAAAAGGUA
Molecule: messenger RNA, 6241 nt
Organism: Lymnaea stagnalis (great pond snail)
Lineage: Eukaryota; Metazoa; Mollusca; Gastropoda; Lymnaeidae
Source: the annotation of a GenBank genome assembly